GGGUAAAUUUCACUUUCUUCCUCAACCGGCAAAACGUUGUGGUCUGCACCUUAUCUCUUGCAGAUUCAUCUUCAAUCCUUGGCCACUUCACACUCCUCGCUCCAACUCACUUCGACCUCCAUACGAAUCAUCAUCAUCUUCUUCUUCUUCUUCUUCUUCCUCCAUACAGCAAAAUGAAAGCUUAUGCACCGACUCAAUCGCACAUUCAAAUGCUGCCACCUGCUCCGUUUUGCCGCCCCACACCGGUGCUCCCUUCCCGGAAGUUCAUCACCAUCCGCAAGACUUCAUUUUGCCUCCGAAUCUCAAGACGCCGUACUCACUGCGUUAGCUGUGGGAGGAGCACCAUUGCUGGGGAAUUGAACCAAUUGGAGGAGAAGAAGCAGAAGCCGGAGGGGAGGAAAGCUUACCCUUUUCACGAAAUUGAGCCCCGGUGGCAGCGGUACUGGGAAAAGAAUCGCACUUUUCGAACCCCCGAUGAUGAUGAAAUGGAUACCUCGAAGCCGAAGUUCUACGUUCUCGACAUGUUCCCUUAUCCUAGUGGAUCUGGGUUACAUGUCGGCCACCCUCUUGGAUAUACUGCCACAGACAUUCUUGCUAGGUUCAAACGGAUGCGUGGAUAUAAUGUGUUGCACCCAAUGGGAUGGGAUGCAUUUGGAUUGCCAGCGGAGCAAUAUGCCAUUGAGACAGGAACACACCCAAAGAUCACAACACUGAGGAACAUUGAACGCUUUCGCUGUCAGCUCAAAUCAUUAGGUUUCUCUUAUGACUGGGAUCGGGAAAUUUCUACGGUAGAACCAGAAUAUUAUAAAUGGACACAGUGGAUCUUUAUUCAGCUUCUGAAGAGAGGACUGGCAUAUCAGGCCGAAGUGCCGGUAAAUUGGUGCCCUGCUCUUGGAACUGUCUUGGCAAAUGAGGAGGUAGUGAAUGGUGUUAGUGAGCGUGGGGGUCAUCCGGUUAUUAGAAAGCCAAUGCGGCAAUGGAUGCUCAAGAUCACUGCAUAUGCAGAUCGUCUUCUUGAAGAUUUAGAUGACCUUGAAUGGCCUGAAAGUGUGAAGGAAAUGCAAAGGAACUGGAUAGGGAGGUCAGAAGGGGCUGAGAUGGAAUUUUCUGUUCUUGAUUUUGAUGGGCAGGAAAAAGACAUAAAGAUUACUGUUUAUACAACCAGGCCUGAUACCAUUUUUGGAGCAACCUAUAUUGCAGUGGCACCCGAGCAUUUCUUGUUGACAUCAUUAGUAUCCACUGCCCAAAGCAAAUUUGUGGAGGAAUACAAAGAGAUGGCAUCAAGAAAAAGUGACCUUGAGAGGACUGAGCUGCAGAAGGAAAAGACUGGGGUCUUUAGUGGCUGUUAUGCAAGAAAUCCAGCCAAUGGGGAGGCUAUCCCAAUAUGGGUAGCAGAUUAUGUGUUGGGGAGUUACGGCUCAGGAGCAAUAAUGGCUGUACCUGCACAUGACACUCGUGAUCAUGAGUUUGCUUUGAAAUAUGAUAUUCAAGUUUGUUGGGUUGUGAACCCAAAUGAUGAAGGCUGCUGUAAUCUUGAAAAAGCAUAUUCAGGUGAAGGCACAAUUAUAAAUUCAUCAAGUUCUACUUCAGGUCUUGACAUUAAUGGUUUGUCUAGCAAAGAAGCUGCUUCCAAAGUCAUUGAGUGGGCUGAGAAAACUAGAAAUGGGAAGAAAAAGGUGAACUAUAAGUUGAGGGACUGGCUUUUUGCACGGCAACGUUAUUGGGGGGAGCCUAUCCCAGUAAUUUUCUUAGAGGACACGGGUGAGAGUGUUCUCGUUCCUGAAACUGACCUGCCCCUUAUCCUUCCUGAAUUGGAUGAUUUCACUCCCACUGGGACUGGAGAACCACCACUGUCAAAAGCGGUGUCUUGGGUCAAAACCACAGAUCUUUUGUCUGGAAAAACUGCUAGACGAGAAACAAGCACCAUGCCACAAUGGGCUGGUUCCUGCUGGUACUAUUUGAGAUUUAUGGACCCAAAAAAUGACAGAGCGCUGGUUGAUAAGGCUAAAGAAAUGUAUUGGAGCCCAGUUGAUGUGUAUGUUGGUGGUGCUGAACAUGCUGUCCUUCACUUACUCUAUUCUAGGUUCUGGCACAAGGUUCUCUAUGAUAUUGGUAUUGUGUCCACCAAAGAGCCCUUCAAAUGCGUGAUAAACCAGGGGAUUAUUCUUGGAGAAGCUCAAUAUAUGGCAUGCAGAGACCUAGAUGGGAACUUUAUAUCUGCUGAUACUGUCCCUAUUUUGGGUGAGCAUCAUCAAGAAGUAAUACCUGAGGAAAACGUCAUGAAAUCUGGCGAUUCUUUUGUUCUAAAAGACAACCCUAACAUACGUUUGAUUGCUCGGGCUCACAAAAUGAGUAAGAGUAGGGGAAAUGUUGUCAAUCCUGAUUGCAUUGUUUCUGAGUAUGGUGCAGAUUCUCUUCGCUUAUAUGAAAUGUUCAUGGGUCCACUUAGAGACCCAAAACCAUGGAAUACUAGUGGAAUUGAAGGUGUCCAUCGAUUUUUGGCAAGAAUCUGGAGAUUGAUUGUUGGCUUACCUUUACCUAAUGGUACCUUCAAGGGUGGAACAGUGGCAAUCGAUGCAGAACCUACUUUGGAACAGCUUCGGGCUGUCCAUAAAUGCAUUGAUAAGGUAACAGAGGAAAUUGAAGGGACACGAUUCAACACUGGAAUUUCUGCAAUGAUGGAGUUCAUUAAUGCAGCUUAUAAGUGGGAUACCCAUCCAAAGUCAAUCAUUGAAGCAUUCGUUUUACUGCUUUCACCAUAUGCUCCUCACAUGGCUGAGGAGCUUUGGUUUCGGCUGGGUCACUCAAAUUCAUUGGCAUAUGAACCUUUCCCUGAGGCAAACCCUGCUUACCUGAAAGAUUCCAUGGUGGUCCUACCAGUUCAGAUCAAUGGCAAGAUGAGGGGGACCGUACAGGUUGAAGAAGCAUGGACAGAGGCAGAUGCUUUUAAGUUAGCUUCUCUUGAUGCAAAACUCUCUAAGUACUUGGUUGGUAAAACUAUCAGAAAAAGAAUUUAUGUUCCUGGCAAGAUUUUGAACAUUAUCUUGGACCCCCAAAAUGUCAAGGUCGGUUCUCGGUGACUCCUUCGACACCCUUUCAGAUGGUGCUCUGUAUCCUUUUCAAGUUCGAGCACACUGAAGCGAGUCUACAAUGUAUUGCUUCAUUAGACAUCUGCAGUGCUAUAAUGUGGAUAGGGAGACGGCAAAGUUGAUGAGGAGCUUUAGCUUGGAUGCUUCCGCGUGUUGUAGAAGUGUGAUCUAUGAACUUCUGUACAGAAUAAUUCAGAAAUGCAAUUUAUGUUUAUAUUUUAGACAUCAAAAUUUUGACAUUUUGAAUAAUUCAGAGCUUCAUUGUCUGCCA
Messenger RNA from Malania oleifera, 3360 nucleotides. RefSeq names its product leucine--tRNA ligase, chloroplastic/mitochondrial. The coding region runs from base 174 to 3080 and encodes 968 amino acids. Gene Ontology annotation, molecular function: ATP binding; aminoacyl-tRNA deacylase activity; leucine-tRNA ligase activity. The record is from RefSeq and is a predicted model, not a curated record. NCBI's taxonomy places the organism in Eukaryota, Viridiplantae, Streptophyta, Magnoliopsida, Santalales, Ximeniaceae. The transcript has 20 exons. Gene Ontology annotation, biological process: leucyl-tRNA aminoacylation. Gene Ontology annotation, cellular component: cytosol.